AUGACGGUCUUCGUAUGUUCUCUAUUCCUCCCCAAUACCAUCAACUUCACGCUCCCCACCACAAACUCCACUCCCCGCACCCGACCGAGUCUCCCCACUCGGACCACAACCAAGAUCGAUACCUCUCAGCCCAGUCUAUUCGCUCAACGAGAUUUGACCCCUCCUAAUACGCCCCCAGGAGAUGGAAAUGACAAGUUCUUUACCCAAGAUGCCGGUCACUUUCCCAAGCAAGAAGGUCCACGAUCUAUAAUCGCUCCCAACGAUCCUCAUUCGCCAGCAUGGGGCACCGGCAAGCUCUUUACACAGCCCAGAUCCCGAGCUAGCUCUCCUCCCCCGGCCAACAUUUUGAAGCACAACAAGGCAGUAGACAGAGCAGUUACGCUUGGCCGAGCUGGAGUUCGCCAACCUCAACUUGGUGAACGAAGUGAUAGCCGUGACCGCGUAUUCCAACAUGCGGAUUGGACGGUUGUAAACGCCGAUCAGGGCAACGGAGGACUACGAAAUGCUGUUCAGGCUGCAGUUCGCAGCGGGAAUCUCAACGAAAAAAUCUGGGUUGGGACAUUGGGCAUGCCCACGGACGUUCUCGAAGAUACGCAGCAGAAGCAAGAUAUCGAGGACCGGCUGGCUACCGAGUACGAUUCCUUGACUGUCUUUUGCAAGGAUAGCGAUUUUGAUGGACAUUACACGCAUUACUGCAAACAAAUCCUUUGGCCAGUCUUCCAUUACCAGAUUCCGGAUAACCCAAAGAGCAAAGCAUAUGAGGAUCACUCCUGGGUUUACUAUGUCAAAGUGAAUCAAGAUUUUGCCGACAAGGUUGUCAAGAAUUGGAAGCGUGGAGAUAUCAUCUGGGUCCAUGACUAUCAUCUACUUCUGGUGCCAUCCAUGAUCCGCAAGAAGCUUCCGGAUGCCAAGAUUGGAUUCUUUCUCCAUGUUGCUUUUCCAUCAUCCGAGGUAUUCCGAUGCCUCGCUGUCCGGAAGGAACUGCUUGAAGGGAUGCUUGGGGCUAACCUCAUCGGCUUUCAAAUUCAUGAGUAUGCACGCCACUUUCUGCAAACCUGCAGCAGGCUGCUCUGUGUCGAGGCGACUAACGAUGGCGUUCAAUUGGAAGAUCGCUUUGUGGAUGUUAUGGACCUGGCUAUCGGCAUUGAUCCAGUGGCCCUUGAGAUGAACCGAGCAGAACCGGUUGUUGAAAAGUGGUUAUGCACAAUGCAAGAGCGAUACCAAGGCAAGAAGCUUAUUGUUGCUAGAGAUAAGCUGGACAAUAUCCGUGGUGUUCGGCAAAAGCUCCUGGCGUACGAGUUAUUCCUGAAUAAGUAUCCCGAGUGGCGUGAUCAUGUAGUCAUGAUUCAAGUUGCAACCUCUACGACCGAACAGGCUGAGCUCGAUGCCACUGUCUCUGACAUUGUUACGAGAGUCAAUUCGUCAUGGGCCAACCUGGCUUAUCAACCUCUUGUUUACCUCAAGCAAGACAUUAGUUAUCCUCAGUAUCUUGCCUUACUCACGGUUGCUGAUGCUUUGAUGAUUGCCAGCCAGCGCGAGGGAAUGAACCUAACUUGCCACGAAUACCUCUUUUGUCAAGAUGGCAAAUUCAAGGGACAUAACAAAUUCGGUUCACUGAUCUUAAGCGAGUUCACUGGUAGUGCCUCAGUCUUUGGUGGUCAUGAACUUUCAGUCAAUCCUUGGGACUAUCGUCAAUGUGCCGAGGCAAUCAAGAAAGCUUUGGAAAUGGGCGAUGAGGAGAAGGAGGCACGUUGGACGAAGCUGUACGAAGCUGUGAUGAAGCAUACCGCAGAGCACUGGUUUACUACUUUUCUCACUCGGCUUGAUAAGGCGUACGACCAGCAGAAUAGUCGCGAUACAACUUCUAUUCCUCGGCUGUCCAUCAACGUCCUCAUGAAUCAAUACCUGAAAUCAGAUCGGCGUCUGUUCAUUAUUGAUUAUGAGGGUACUCUGGCCUCUUGGGGAUCACCGCAUGAUAUUAUCCUCACCAGCCCUCAGCGCACACUGGAUGUCUUAAAUGAUAUUCUCACCGACGAACGCAAUAUCGUAUAUGUCAUGUCUGGCCGCCAGCCCGAAGAGCUCGACGGCCUAUUCAAGCGUGUACCUGGUCUUGGUCUGAUUGCGGAGAACGGCUGCUUCCUCAAAGAAUUUGGUUCUUCGAAAUGGGUUGAGAUGGCUGAUCCUGAAAAAAUGCAUGCAUGGCAAGACUCUGUCGAAGGUAUCAUGCGGUACUAUCAGGAACGCACUCCCGGCUCCACUGUCGAGAGCCGUCAUUGUAGUUUGACGUUUAACUAUAAGAAUUGCGAGGAUCAGGAAAGCGCGAGUCGCCAAGCUGGUGAUUGCGCAAGUCAUAUCAAUGAUGCUUGUGAGGAGCAGAGAGUAAAGGCUACACCAGUUGAGGACGCUGUCUUCGUUGCACCAAUUGACUGGUCAAAAGGCACAGCAGCAGCGAAGAUCUUUGAAGGUCUCCAGAAAGAGAUAACUUCUGAUCCAACCCACAACCCACCCAUCGACUUCCUGAUGGUCGUCGGUGAUGGCCGUGACGAUGAAGUUGCCUUCCGCUGGGCCAAUGAACUUCAAGAGAACAAGACGAUCAAGAAUGUUACGACUGUGAGCGUGGGAAGCCGCAACACUGAGGCUGGUUUUACUCUUACUCAGGGAGUCACUGGUGUUCUUACAGUCCUCCAGAAACUGGCACAACUGCCCUACAAAACCACAGUUCCCACAAGCUCGUAA
Messenger RNA from Lachnellula hyalina, 2736 nucleotides. RefSeq names its product putative alpha,alpha-trehalose-phosphate synthase [UDP-forming] 100 kDa subunit. Gene Ontology annotation, molecular function: catalytic activity. Gene Ontology annotation, biological process: trehalose biosynthetic process. NCBI's taxonomy places the organism in Eukaryota, Fungi, Ascomycota, Leotiomycetes, Helotiales, Lachnaceae. The record is from RefSeq and is a predicted model, not a curated record. The coding region runs from base 1 to 2736 and encodes 911 amino acids. The transcript is spliced from 6 exons. Gene Ontology annotation, cellular component: cytosol; alpha,alpha-trehalose-phosphate synthase complex (UDP-forming).